AGGCUUCUUGGUAACUGGUCAAAGCUCUGAGAGCAAUCGCCGCCGCUUUCCGGGAACUUGAGAAGCAGUCUGGGCCACCUGUGAAAUAGUGUCUGUAUAGACAGACUAGAAGGCUCCAGUUGGCUUAAGUGUGGGUCUCCUGCUGGCUCUACUCCACCCACAUUGAGUGGGUUUUCUAUAGUGGCUGCAAUCAAGUGGUAUUUAAGAUCUCUCUGGAACUGGAGACAUGAGGCUAAAGAUAUCUCUCUUAAAAGAACCAAAGCAUCAAGAGUUAGUGAGCUGUGUGGGUUGGACGACCGCUGAGGAGCUGUACUCGUGCAGUGAUGAUCACCAGAUAGUGAAGUGGAACCUGCUGACCAGUGAGACCAGCCUGAUCGUAAAGCUGCCUGACGACAUCUACCCAAUAGAUCUCCACUGGUUUCCCAAAGGCUUAGGCAUGAAGAAACAGACUCAGGCAGAAAGUUUUGUCCUCACGAGUUCUGAUGGUAAGUUUCAUCUGAUUUCCAAGUUAGGAAGAGUGGAGAAGAGUGUGGAAGCUCACUGCGGGGCCGUGCUUGCAGGAAGGUGGAAUUACGAGGGGACUGCGCUGGUGACAGUUGGAGAAGAUGGACAAGUGAAAAUCUGGUCAAAGACGGGGAUGCUUAGGUCAACAUUAGCUCAGCAAGGAAUACCAGUAUAUUCAGUAGCAUGGGGCCCUGAUUCCGAAAAGGUUCUUUAUACAGCAGGCAAGCAGCUCAUCAUUAAACCUCUUCAGCCAAAUGCUAAAGUUUUACAGUGGAAAGCCCACGAAGGCAUUAUUUUAAAAGUCGAUUGGAAUUCAGUCAAUGACCUCAUUUUAUCUGCUGGUGAAGACUGUAAGUAUAAGGUUUGGGAUAGUUAUGGCCGUGUGCUGUACAGUUCUCAGCCUCACGAGCACCCCAUCACCUCAGUUGCCUGGGCUCCGGAUGGAGAGUUGUUUGCUGUUGGAUCCUUUCAUACUUUGCGCUUGUGUGAUAAAACUGGGUGGUCGUAUGCUUUAGAAAAACCCAACACGGGCAGCAUAUUUAAUAUCGCGUGGUCUAUCGACGGCACUCAGAUCGCUGGAGCCUGUGGAAACGGGCAUGUUGUCUUUGCGCACGUGGUAGAACAGCGCUGGGAGUGGAAGAACUUUCAAGUGACGCUGACGAAGAGAAGGACCAUGCAGGUUCGUAAUGUUCUCAACGAUGCCGUGGACUUACUGGAGUUCCGAGACAGAGUCAUCAAGGCGUCUCUGAACCACGCACACUUAGUUGUCUCCACAUCUCUUCAGUGCUAUGUCUUCUCUACGAAGAACUGGAAUACACCACUUAUAUUUGACCUCAAAGAAGGAACUGUCAGUUUAAUUCUCCAGGCUGAAAGACAUUUUCUCCUGGUGGACGGUGGUGGUAUCUAUUUGCACUCCUACGAAGGGCGCUUCAUUUCUUCUCCAAAGUUCCCCGGGAUGAGAACAGACAUUCUGAACGCACAGACUGUGUCCCUGAGUAAUGACACCGUGGCAAUAAAAGACAAAGCUGACGAGAAGAUAAUCUUCCUCUUUGAAGCAUCAACUGGAAAACCCUUAGGGGAUGGGAAACUUCUUUCUCAUAAGAAUGAAAUCUCAGAAAUUGCUCUGGAUCAAAAAGGACUUACCAAUGACAGAAAAAUUGCUUUCAUUGAUAAAAAUAGAGACCUCUACAUUACCUCAGUGAAACGAUUUGGGAAAGAAGAACAGAUUAUUAAACUUGGAACCAUGGUGCAUACGUUGGCAUGGUGUGAUACGUGCAAUAUCCUUUGUGGACUUCAAGAUACUCGAUUCACGGUGUGGUAUUACCCUAAUACCAUUUAUGUGGACAAAGACAUCCUGCCUAAAACAUUGUAUGAAAGAGAUGCGAGCGAAUACAGUAAAAACCCCCAUAUAGUGAGCUUUGUCGGAAAUCAGGUGACUAUACGAAGAGCCGAUGGCUCCCUGGUGCACGUGAGCAUUUCCCCGUACCCUGCCAUCCUCCACGAGUACGUGAGCAGCUCAAAAUGGGAAGACGCUGUGAGGCUCUGCCGCUUUGUUAAGGAGCAAAGCAUGUGGGCUUGCCUAGCGGCCAUGGCAGUUGCUAAUCGAGAUAUGAUUACUGCGGAAAUAGCCUAUGCGGCAAUUGGUGAAAUUGAUAAAGUUCGAUACAUCAAUGCUAUAAAAGAUCUUCCAUCUAAAGAGUCAAAAAUGGCCCACAUACUGAUGUUUAGCGGGAACAUACAGGAGGCUGAGACACUCCUUCUCCAGGCUGGCCUCGUUUAUCAAGCAGUCCAGAUCAACAUUGAUCUCUAUAACUGGGAAAGGGCACUGGAGUUGGCUGUGAAAUACAAAACUCAUGUUGAUACAGUUCUUGCUUAUCGUCAAAAGUUUUUGGAGACAUUUGGUAAACAGGAAACUAAUAAACGAUAUUUGCAGUAUGCAGAAGGUCUCCAAAUAGACUGGGAGAAAAUCAAAGCGAAAAUUGAGAUGGAAAUUACUAAGGAACGCGACCGGUCGUCCAGCAGCCAGUCUGUCAAGAACGUGGGCGUAAAGCACUAAUGUCACGCUGACCUCUGAACUAGUGCAGAGUAACCAAAGAUGUGCAUGUUUUGUUUGCUUUUUAAAAAAAAGGCAUAAUUUUAAGGCUAGUGUUGUCUCUGAAUGGUAGAGUACUUGCCUAGCAUGCAUGAGGCCCUGGGUUUGAUCCCAGCACUGUCCAAAGAAGGCAUUAUCUUUAAAUUGUUGUAUGCACUGUCUGUGUAUUUAGUACUGAAAGUACAUUCAGGAAGAUUAAGUACAAAAUAUUGAUAUAAUCCCAUCAUUUAUAUUUUUCUAGUCUAAUAAUUAACAAAAUAUUCCUAUAUGCUUAUCUAUGUCCAAGUAAUGUUGAUUACAUUCCAGUUUUUUUUUUAUUUCUUUAUUCCUGGUUCUUUAGUAUGAAUAGUUAUUAAUGCUUAUAAUAAAGCCUUGAGUUUUUGUCAAUGUAUGUUAUUGUUAUUUCUAUUUGAUCUAUAAACUGUAAAGUAUCUCCCAUGGUUAUAAAACAGAAAUACCUGAGGAUGGUGUGAGGAGAUGGUGCAGUGCAGACACUUGUACGCCAAAGUCGAAGUUGAAAGAAAAGCGGGAACAACUCGGAUGUCCGUCCGCUGGCAAUUGCGUGAAGCAGUGUGGUGUUCUCAGCAGUGGAGUUAUCCUCUCACGACAAGACUGCACUGUGACACAUGCAGCACAGAUGUGCCUUGGGAAACGUAUUCUCCUGACGUGAACCUACCACAGAAGUCAGUGCUGGGAGACUGGCCUGCACGGGGUGCCUGCAGGAAGCAGGUUCUUCCAGGCAGAAAAGAGAAAGGGGGACUGGGACUGGGGAGGGGCUGGGGCUUGUUGUGUAAUGUGUGCAGAGUUUCUGUUUGGGGUGAGCAAGUUCUAGAAAUGGAUAAUGAAGAUGACUGCAUAACAUUGCGGACAUUAAUGAACCGCACUUCUCCUCUUAAAAGGGUUAAAAUGAUAAAUUUUACUGAUUUAUUUUUUACCAUACUGAAAAAGAAGUGGGCAAAUUCUCUUUUCUUCAUUCCUCUCAGACCUAGAGUUUGAGUUUUCAAAGCCAGCCUCAGUGGGUAAGCCUGUUUGGCUGCCCUUAAUCUAGCACAUCCCAAAUUACUGUCCACCAAAGCGUUUUAGCAGUGGCAUGAGCGUCCCUCUGAGUGUCCCUGAACUUGGAAUUGGUACGUUACAGAGCAUGUGCACACUCCCUGGGAAACACUGCCUCUUCCCCUCCAUUGUAAUUUCUCGUGUAGGUGUCUUUCAUAGAAAUGCUCCUUCCCAAUAUGUUCCUGUUCUUUUAUGAAAUGCUGGACUGUUCAAUUCUUGGUCCAGAACUUAGAUACAAGAGUGUGUGUUCAGUUCAUGUAAUCUUAGGAAUUUAUUCAUAUGUUGUAUAUGUUUUCUACAUUGUUAAGUUUCAGUGUAAUGUUUAAAAAGAAAAAAAUGGUUAAAAGGUUAAAUUUUAUGUUUAGUAUAUUUUACCACAAUAAAACGUGAAAAAUAA
Arvicola amphibius (Eurasian water vole) is the source of this 4046-nucleotide messenger RNA. It is a transcript of the gene Ift80, whose product is annotated as intraflagellar transport 80. The record is from RefSeq and is a predicted model, not a curated record. The transcript is spliced from 21 exons. Gene Ontology annotation, molecular function: protein binding. Gene Ontology annotation, biological process: cilium assembly. Gene Ontology annotation, cellular component: intraciliary transport particle B; centrosome; cilium. NCBI's taxonomy places the organism in Eukaryota, Metazoa, Chordata, Mammalia, Rodentia, Cricetidae. The coding region runs from base 227 to 2560 and encodes 777 amino acids.